Molecule: messenger RNA, 2624 nt
Organism: Megalobrama amblycephala (Wuchang bream)
Lineage: Eukaryota; Metazoa; Chordata; Actinopteri; Cypriniformes; Xenocyprididae
Gene: gabra6b
Product: gamma-aminobutyric acid type A receptor subunit alpha6b
Exons: 10
Coding region: 430-1542 (370 amino acids)
Biological process (GO): signal transduction; regulation of postsynaptic membrane potential; synaptic transmission, GABAergic
Cellular component (GO): neuron projection; synapse; postsynapse
Molecular function (GO): inhibitory extracellular ligand-gated monoatomic ion channel activity; transmitter-gated monoatomic ion channel activity involved in regulation of postsynaptic membrane potential; GABA-A receptor activity
Source: RefSeq, a predicted model, not a curated record
UAGUUUUCCAUCAGAGUGAGUCAGAAGAGGAACUCCACUGAGGAACUCCAGUAAGACUUCAAGCAUAAAAGCUUCAGGAUAUGCACACAAGCCUCGCACCCACACCAGCUCCUUUCGCACACAUAAAUUAUGGGAUGUGCAACUAACACCAGUUGACAAGGGGACACUUGGAUAGAGAGUGCGCGUAAAGCAUGGCUUGGAUACGCACAUGUUUUUUCCUGUCUUGGUUUUGAGUCUGUUUACAGUAUUGGACAGGUGUUUGCAAAUCCACCGAAUGAGACAAGGAUAUAUUUGGAUAACAUUACGCGCAUUUUGGAUAGAUUGUUAGAUGGAUAUGACAACAGACUCCGACCUGGAUUUGGAGGUCCUGUCACAGAGGUUAAAACGGACAUCUUUGUCACCAGCUUUGGUCCUGUUUCUGAUGUGGAAAUGGAAUACACAAUGGAUGUGUUUUUUCGGCAAACGUGGAUUGAUGACCGGCUGAAAUUUGAGGGCCCCAUUGAGAUCCUGCGUCUCAACAACCUAAUGGUCAGCAAGAUCUGGACACCGGACACAUUUUUCCGAAAUGGCAAACGUUCUAUUUCACACAACAUGACCACUCCCAACAAGCUGUUCCGCAUCAUGCAGAACGGAACUAUUCUGUACACCAUGAGGUUAACCAUCAAUGCAGAGUGCCCCAUGCGAUUGAUAAAUUUUCCAAUGGAUGGACAUUCAUGCCCUUUGAAAUUUGGCAGCUAUGCCUACCCUAUGAGUGAGAUUGUUUACACGUGGAAGAAAGGACCGUUAUUUUCAGUGGAAGUUCCUCAAGAGAGUUCCAGUCUACUACAGUAUGAUCUCAUGGGACAGACGGUGUCUAGUGAGAGGUUGAAAUCAAACACAGGUGAAUACAUAGUCAUGACGGUAUACUUCCACCUGCAGAGGAAAAUGGGUUUCUUCUUGAUCCAGACAUACAUCCCUUGCAUUAUGACUGUGAUCUUAGCGCAAGUCUCCUUCUGGAUUGACAAAGAGUCAGUACCUGCCAGAACUGUGUUUGGCAUCACCACAGUGCUAACCAUGACCACACUGAGCAUUAGCGCCCGGCAUUCGUUACCAAAGGUCUCCUAUGCCACCGCCAUGGACUGGUUCAUCGCUGUCUGCUUCGCAUUUGUCUUUUCUGCCCUUAUCGAGUUUGCUGCUGUCAACUAUUUCUCCACCUUGCAGGCCAAUAAGGAGCUUCGGCGGGCCAAUAUGGCCUGUGCUGCGGCCGCAGCAGCGGCCAGAAGUGAUGGAGAACUUGUUUCGAAUCCUCUAGAUCCUGGAGGUGUGCUGAAGAAAAGGCUGAACUCCCUCUCCCAAAGAGAUGCUACUGACAGGUUCCCCAGGCCGCCUCAGUGUGAUUUCCAUCAGCAAGGUUCCACUGUCCCUGCCAACAACAUGCUGAUAGGAACUAGUAUUAUUGACAAGUACUCACGCAUCCUCUUUCCUCUGUCCUUUGGGGCCUUUAACUUGGUCUACUGGAUUGUCUAUCUCACCAAAGACACUAUGGAGUCCAGGGAAGUGUGAGCUCUGUUAGAAACAAUGGAGAAAGGCGACUGAAGACAAUGACCACCUAAUAAACUAACGGACGGACGGACGGAUGGACGGACAGAUGAAUGAGAGAAACAAUAAGGGUCAGCUGCUGAAGAUUUAACUGUGAUUGUCCUCAGAGGGCUCAGUUUUAAUCUUCUUCACCUUUGCCCCAUCCCUCUCUGUCGGUCUGAUAGCAUGUAUUGACCUCUCAUUGCUCUGGCAUGAAACUCUCUGACUACAGAAUGAUUUUCCUACUCUCUAAAGACAUUCAAGUUGCAGUAGCACUUGUGGCACUCUUGUUAUGACAUUCUUCCUUUACACAUCCAUCACAAAACACACAGAAACUCAGCAGACACUCACAGUAAUGUGCAGGUAAAGCAUUCCAAGAUGGAAUGCAAGCAGCAAAUAUAAUCCUUAUAGCAGCCAUAUUACUUUUACUUCGAAAAGAAGCAUCAGGCAAUACUACAUUGAAGGCCAUCCUUUGCUAUAACAGAUUCAAUUUUCAAAGGCUCUCAUACAGGUCCAGAACUGUGUGUAGUGGGUUAGUGUACCAUUUAUGACAAAUCUUUGCAUCUGUUGGUUGAGAACUCACUGACAAUUGUUUGAAUUGGUGCAUUAUAAUCAUUGAAUAUUAAACCAUCAUGAAGGAUGCAUGUUCAUUCAUUCAUUCAUAAUUUUUUUCAUAGGUUACACUUGGUCUUGUGAAUGGCUCAUGUUGUUUGUCCCUUGGCUUUAUGACUCUGCAGACAAUCAUUGGACCUAAUUCUUAGCCAAACAUUUACACAUCCCUCAGUGUGAUGAUACAUGCAUUAUGGUAAAUGAGAUACAUUAUAGAUUUUAGAAUCUGAUAUUGUAUUUUUUUAAAUAUAGCAAGUAUUCUGUCAGGUGUCAACUUUGUCCAUCUAUGCCUAGUAUGUGCACCUACUGCACAUUACUUAAGAAAGUACUGAAUAAAAUAAGGUAACUACAUGGGUUAGGGUUAAGUUUAAAGGUGCCCUAGAACGUCUUUUUAAAAGAUGUAAUAUAAGUCUAAGGUGUCCUCUGAAUGUGUCUGUGAAGUUUCAGCUCAAAAUACC